AAGAAUUGUAAUUUAAUAAUAACUUUAUCGAGAGGGCACACGGUCGAAAAAUUACGAACCCUAAAGCGGAAGUUCUGGUGGUCACGUGAGCAGGUUGUACUCUAAUGGCUGACUUCGCGAUUCACUUAUCAAUAUUCCAACUUCACGAUUAUGUGCGGCAUUUGUUUACGCUGAAGUUUGUCUCUAGUGGAUUUGUUAUUGCCGUGACUAGGUUGUAGUGUGGAUUACUCGGGAAGAAGAGAGUUUAUUUAGUGAGCAAUUUAGUUAGAAGAAUCGGCAAACUGUUUACAGAUAAGAUGACAUUUCUACGGAUUAAUUCCAACGGUGGUGAACACUUUUUUCAACGUCUCUCGCUAGGUUAAGUUGCGCAUUGAAAGCGCGAAGCGGUUCGAAUUUGAUUUUCGGGAAGUUGACCAAGUCAAUUAUGGGCUCGCUAAAUCUUGUCUGUCCGAUGUGUUGCGGCGAAACCUUCAACAACCCUCAAUCUUUGAAGUAUCAUCUAUUAAGUAUAACGGACAAUCUCUAUUGUCCUGGCUGUUCGCAACGUUCUGAUUCUGUGACGGCGCUUAUCCAGCAUUUAGACAAGUGCCAACAAGGUUUGCAGCGCAAGAUCAAAACCGAAGUCUUGAUGGAUAAAGCUCGAAAAGUCAACGAGGAGUCGGAAAAUAAAAUGAAUAUUCUAGCGGAUGUUAAAGUACAGCAGAUCAAUCGAAGCUUUCUAGCAACUGUGAAUGACACCGGAAUUGUUAUAGUUGGUGACCCGCAAACUAUACAAGUUGAUGAAAAUGGAGAAAUUAAAGUCGUAGAAAAACUGGAAUUGGACGGAACACAACCAGGUGAAAAUUCUCUGGAUUUCAAGAUAUCUGAAGAUCUUCGCAGUUUUGGUGGUGAGAAGCAAAGAAGACCGCAAUCAUCUCAAGGAUUAGUGGCUAUUCCUGUAUCGAAUUGUGUCACAGAGCGCAAAGAGGCACUCCUAGACAAGAAUAUGAUCGCUAUGUUGUCAGAAAAUUCUGAGCUUCUAGAUGGUGAUGUCACAACCUUCAUCAACGUGGAUCGCAUAAACGAUGUGGGAGAGUUAGAUGAAGCUGGUCUUUUGCGUAUCAAGCAAGAACUGUGCGAGAUGGACUCAGAUGCAAUAUAUAGUUGCACCAGUUGUGAUAUAAGUUUCAAUUCCGUCUUGGAGCACAUUAAACAGUUUCAUGAUGGGCAAGAAGUCUUACUGGAAAUGGCGGAGCAAUUGGACGAUCUGACGACGACAGUGCCUGUAAAUGCAAUGUCUACAGUGUCUGAAAACUCAGAAAAUCUCGUUAAUACGCGGCAAAAGCAAACUAUGAAUACGUUGCGUACGGAGGAGUGCAUCGACAGCGAAGGUAGGCUUUAUACCAGGAAAGUAGUACAAAUCGAGAGAUUUUGGGACCGAACGCCGAUUCAAGUCGCGACGUCACAAUCAGCGAAAGCUCCUAUGAUUGAGAAAUUCUUCUCAAACGUGGAAGGCAUUAAGGUACGGGAGAAGCGCCUGGCGUCCACACCGUUGCGAAUGUAUAAAUGCAAUCAAUGCUUGCAGCAGUUCUCGAAAUUGGGAAACUUUCGCGUGCACGCCUGUUUGCACGGUAACAAUCGUUGCGACCAUUGCGAUCAAAGCUUCGCAACCCCUAAAGCCUUGCAACUCCAUAUGAAAGUACAUGAAAAUCAGGCCGAUCCCGGUCAAAAGACGUUCAUUUGUACAACGUGCGGCACUGAAUUCUGCUCUCAUAAAAGUUUGCGACUACAUUCGAGAAUGCACGCUCCUGUGAGAGCUAGGCAUGUAGACGCACCCGAAGGAACUCCUACGGCGACCUUCACUUGCCCCGAAUGCGGUAAGACUUUAUCUGAAUCGUACAAAGAUGCGCACAUGGCAUUGCAUACAGGCGACUCAGUAACGUGCGCUGUCUGUAACAGAAAAUUUGAUUCUUCGGACAGCCUAGCGAUGCACGCAGCAGUGCACACUGAACUGGCGCCUCCGCAGUCACCGCCCGUCUCAGUCCCAACCUCGGCUGAAACAACGACAGCGACGACAUUAGCGAUUACGACGACUGCAACUUCAGUUACUACGAUAACGACGGCGACGAUGGAAGCUGGUGAAAGUCAAAAACCUUAUCAAUGCCAGCAUUGUGGUCGUAGAUUCACUAGACCUCACGAAAAGGUCAAGCAUGAACGAAUUCACACGGGGGAGAAGCCACACGCUUGUGAGGUCUGCGGCAAGACCUUCCGCGUGUCCUACUGCUUGACAUUACACAUGCGUACGCACACGGGUGUGCGACCCUAUACCUGCCAACAUUGCGGUAAACGCUUCAAGGCCUCCUCCGUUUAUAAUCAUCAUAUGUUGACGCAUGGCGACGCGCGCGCCUACACGUGUCCGUACUGCCCGAAGACGUUCAAGACGCGAGUGCAACUCGCUGGUCAUAAGAACAGUCAUACGAAGCCGUUUCGAUGCACCGAGUGCUCGCGACCAUUCGCGUCGCUCUAUGCCGCCCGUUCGCACAUUCAGACCCAUAAAAAGGACAACAACCUCAAGUACAGCUGUUACAUAUGCGGCGCAUCGUAUGGCCGAGCGUUUGCUCUGAAAGAUCAUCUGAAACAACACGGUCAGGACGUUUCAGCACCGCCAGAGCCGGCGCGGGAGGAAGAAGUCCCAGAGGGUUUCCUUCUAGGUGAGGAGGUACCUGAUAAACGCCUUGCGCCUAUCGGCCCUACCUCUGUAGGCGAUUAAAAUCAACGAAUCGUUGCAAUCCGAUUCUAGUCGAAUUGUAGCACUUAAUUGUUCGUGUAGAUUGAAAGAUCUGCGCGUAUCUUCAGGCACUGUGAUCGCGCGCGGAAGAGAGCUUUUACAUGUCUGCGCGUAACAAAUUUUCUACCAAAACUCGCAAUUAGUUGAUUAUACUUGCUGAUCAUUGUUCAUGGUUGAAUUGUUCGUAUUUCUUGAAUAACGUUCGCCAGCCAUUUUCGGCGGCAAUAAAUACGCCGAUUUCAUUUCAAGCUGAGAAAGUUCAUCGUAGGUCAGAAAUAUCUCAUCAAGUCUUGUGAAUGUUUUAAUUAAUAUUAAAUACAUCAUUAUGCAAUGUGAAAUUAAAUGCUAGUCCUUUAGUUGAAAAAAAAAUGUGAGAAGUAAAAUAUUUGGGUACUAAUCCUGAUGAUACUUUUUCU
Molecule: messenger RNA, 3183 nt
Organism: Dinoponera quadriceps
Lineage: Eukaryota; Metazoa; Arthropoda; Insecta; Hymenoptera; Formicidae
Product: zinc finger protein 3-like
Exons: 7
Coding region: 425-2749 (774 amino acids)
Biological process (GO): regulation of transcription by RNA polymerase II
Cellular component (GO): nucleus
Molecular function (GO): RNA polymerase II cis-regulatory region sequence-specific DNA binding; DNA-binding transcription factor activity, RNA polymerase II-specific
Source: RefSeq, a predicted model, not a curated record